UCUGAAGUCAUUUACACACCAAACAACACCUCAUUCUCAACCAUCCUAAACAUGAAAAUACAUAACAAGAGAUUUGAAACAAAAACAACACCAAAAUCUUUGGCAAUUAUAACUGCAAAAGAUGCUUCUCAUGUCCAAGCAACAAUUAAAUGUGCCAAAAGCAACAAUAUUCAGAUAAGAAUUCGAAGUGGCGGCCACGACUACGAAGGCUUCUCUUACGUAUCAGACAUAUCUUUUGUUAUAAUUGACCUGCUUCACCUCAAUUCAGUUGAUCUCAAUUUACAAGAUGAAACUGCAUGGGUUGAAUCUGGUGCAACAAUCGGUAAGAUUUAUUAUACCAUUGCAAAGAAAAACAAUUCUCUUGCUUUCCCGUCUGGGGUCUGUUCUACACUAGGUGCUGGUGGUCAUUUUUCGGGUGGUGGGUAUGGAAAUUUGAUGAGAAAGUUUGGUCUUUCUGUUGAUAAUAUCAUUGACGCAAAAAUUAUUGAUGUCAAUGGUAAUACUCUUGAUAGAAAAUCAAUGGGAGAAGAUCUGUUUUGGGCUAUUAGGGGUGGUGGUGGUGCUAGUUUUGGUGUUAUUCUUUCAUGGAAACUUAAAUUGGUUCAAAUAACUCCACAAGUUUCAGUUUUCAAUGUGAAAAGAAAUAUGGAUGAAGGUGCAACUGAUGUUGUUUACAAAUGGCAAUUAGUUGCACCAAAAUUGCAUAAAGAUAUUUUUAUUAGAGUGCAACAUAAUGUUGUUAAAAUUAGUGGUAAAAAGAUAGUGCAAGUUAGUUUCAUUGGUCAAUUUUUGGGCACAAUUGAAAGGCUUAUACCUUUGGUGAGUGAGAGUUUCCCUAAAUUGGCUUUGAAGAAAAGUGAUUGCUUUUUAAUGCCUUGGGUAAAUUCCACUCUUUUUUGGUAUGACAAGCCAAUUGGUACUCCUCUUGAAGCAUUGUUGGAUGAACCAAAAUAUCCUCAUCCAAUGUAUCUCAAAGGUGGAUCGGAUUCUGUGAACAAACCUAUUCCAAAAGAAGCUAUAGAAUCGAUAUGGAAAUCGAUGAUUGAAGGUGAGACUUUGUUUAUGCAAUGGAAUCCUGAUGGCGGAAGGAUGGAAGAGAUAUUGCCAUCAGAAACACCAUUUCCCCAUAGAGCAGGAAACUUGUUCUUGAUUCAAUAUCUUAAUAUUUGGAUUGAAGAAUCUUCAAGAGCUAUUGAACGUCAUGUGAAUUUUUCAAGGUCGUUUCAUGAAUUUAUAACACCCUACGUUUCAAAUUCUUCGAGGGAGGCUUUCUUCAAUUAUAGGGAUGCAGAUAUUGAUGCUAAUCAUCCAAGUAAUGUAACAAAAAUCGAUAUUGCUAAAGCAUAUGGAAGUAAGCUUUUUAAAGGAAACUUUGAAAGAUUAAUUAAUGUGAAAGCCAAAGUUGAUCCUAAGAAUUUUUUCAGAUAUGAACAAAGUAUACCAGCUACCAGGUCAUAUGAAAGUCAAAUUUAG
This is a messenger RNA of Medicago truncatula (barrel medic), 1473 nucleotides long. RefSeq names its product berberine bridge enzyme-like 17. The record is from RefSeq and is a predicted model, not a curated record. The annotation marks the transcript as partial. NCBI's taxonomy places the organism in Eukaryota, Viridiplantae, Streptophyta, Magnoliopsida, Fabales, Fabaceae. Gene Ontology annotation, molecular function: FAD binding; oxidoreductase activity. The transcript has a single exon.